Abrus precatorius (Indian licorice) is the source of this 2904-nucleotide messenger RNA. RefSeq lists its product as uncharacterized. The transcript is spliced from 12 exons. NCBI's taxonomy places the organism in Eukaryota, Viridiplantae, Streptophyta, Magnoliopsida, Fabales, Fabaceae. The coding region runs from base 497 to 2383 and encodes 628 amino acids. Gene Ontology annotation, biological process: positive regulation of growth. The record is from RefSeq and is a predicted model, not a curated record.
GGCAGUCCAAGUCGAAGGCAAGGAGAGAGAGAGAGAGAGAGAGAGAGAAUAGCGUUUGCUUUCUGCUCAAUGCUUCCUUAACCUACCAGAAACGCCGCCUUAUUCAUGUCUCUUUGAUUGUCAUAACGUAACAUAAACUCAUUCUUCUUCCUUUUCUCACUAAUAAAACUAUGAUUUUUCUCUCCUCCAUUCCAUCAUUAAUCUUAUUAUUAUAUUAUAUUUUAUAUAUUCUCGUCAACCAAAGGAAGUUGAGUGUAGACUUUUUCUUCCCCAUUUUUCAAUCUUUGUCUCAGUCCCACGAACCCCUUUCCCCCUCUCUUCUAUUCUCAACUCAUACUGCCACCUAUUCUUUCUCCUCUUAACCUUUGUAUUAUUUGAUUUUUUGAGUAUAGCGAAUAAAAGGGUCAGUUCCUGAUUUGGAUGAGCUGAACUGAAACUGGGUUUUCUUCUGAGGUGUUUUGUGCAUGCCCAGUUGUUCAAAAAUUGAAAUUUUGCUAUGGGGGGUCUUUGUUCCAAGUCUGUCAAAGGUGACAAGGUGUUUGCCAAGACUGAUGGACAUUCACAUAACCAUGAAUCUAGUGCUAAGAACCACAAGGCCACCAUGCCAAGUGAUUUGGAAGGUGCAGGGAAUGGAGUAGAGAAGAAAAAGCAAGAAGGGGAUGCAGGGACUGGCCCUGAUGUUGAUUUCUAUGAUGGAAUCCCACGUUACACUGAUUCUUUUCCUCACAAGUCUCGGUCAGUAAGAUCAAGGCAAGCUGCUGUGGCAAAGGUCUCAGAGGUGAGUUUACGCUUGGGCAGAGCUGGUACUAUUGGAUUUGGGAAGGCAGUUGAUGUUUUGGACACUCUUGGGAGCAGUAUGACAAAUUUAAGUGGUGGUGGAUUUGUAUCUGGAGCUGCAGCAAAGGGGAAUGAAAUUGGUAUUUUAGCAUUUGAGGUUGCUAACACUAUAGUCAAGGGUUUUAGUCUUAUGGAAUCUCUUUCAACAAGAAGUAUUAAGCAUUUAAAAGGAGAGGUGCUUCUGUUAGAGGCUGUGCAAGAUUUAGUAUCAAAGGAUAUGGAUGAACUUCUAAGGAUUGUUGCUGCAGACAAGAGGGGUGAGUUGAAAGUCUUCUCUGAUGAGGUAAUUCGUUUUGGAAAUCGUUCGAAGGAUCCCCAGUGGCACAACUUGGACCGAUACUUUGAGAAAAUUAGCAGAGAACUUAAUUCUCCAAGACAAUCAAAGGAGGAGGCAGAAUUGUUAAUGCAACAAUUGAUGACUUUGGUUCAGUUUACAGCUGAAUUAUACCAUGAAUUGCAUGCUUUGGAUAGAUUCACACAAGAUUAUCAUCAUAAGCGUGAAGAGGAUGAUAAUUCAGGUGCAGCUCAAAACGGUGAUAGCCUUUCAAUCUUGAGAGCAGAACUUAAAAGUCAAAAGAAGCAAGUUAAACAUUUGAAAAAAAAGUCACUGUGGUCCAGAAGUUUGGAGGAGGUUAUGGAGAAGCUUGUAGAGAUAGUACAGUUUUUGCAUUUGGAGAUAAACAAUGCCUUUGGCAGUGCAGACGACCAUAAACCAUUAAUUCGAACCAUCAGCAAUCGCCAAAGAUUAGGUCCUGCUGGCCUUGCUUUGCAUUAUGCUAAUAUAGUGCUCCAAAUUGAUACUCUGGUUGCCAGAUCCAGUUCUAUGCCUGCAAAUACAAGGGAUGCAUUGUAUCAGAGCUUGCCUCCUAACCUAAAAUCUACUUUGCGUUCCAAAUUACCAACCUCGAAUGUUGUAAAAGAGCUUUCUGUGGCAGAUAUUAAACAGGAGAUGGAGAAAACAUUGCACUGGCUGGUUCCCAUUGCUACUAACACAGCCAAAGCCCAUCAUGGUUUUGGUUGGGUAGGGGAGUGGGCAAGCACUGGCUCUGAGCUAAAUAAGAAGAACUUGAAGAGUGAUGUGAUGCGGAUUGAAACACUUCACCAUGCUGACAAAGACAAAGUAGAAAAAUAUAUCCUUGAACUUCUCCUAUGGCUUCACCGCUUGGCCAUCAAAAGUAAAACUGGAAUUGAUGCCGGAGAAAUGAGUUCUAACUUCAAGCCCCAAGUUGGCACUGCUCCACAAAAGACAAAUCAACAAUCCAGAAAUGCCUCACCGCCAUUACUAACACCUGAUGAGCAGGAUAUGCUUCAAGAUGUAAGUAAUAAAAUUCGUAUCAGAGGGGUUAGUAAAAGCUUGGACUUUGACAGUGUGAAGACUGGGUUGACAGAUAAUGGCAGACUCACCAAGAGUAGCAGUUAUUCAUCAGCAAGUAAAAGCAAGGAAAUAUCUUUUAAUAGAAUUUUGUCUAAACUUCCUGUGAUUGAUUUCGGUAUUGACAAAAAGAGAGCAUUGGAUGUGAUUGACAGAUUAGAUGUGGCCAGAUAAUUAUCAAUUAUUCUUGUGUGCCUUCAAAACAAAAGGGUAGUAGCAAAAAAGGGGACAGAAGAAUGGGACUUCAUGUGUAAAUAUACAAGCAUACUCAUGAUGCAAGUGUGUUGAAGGUCAAAUUUUGGCUGCACUUUUGGCACCCUGGAUUCCUUUGCUUCACGAGGGUGCUUUGUUUUGGUGAAAUGCUGCUCAUUAUCAUGCAUGAUGUAGAUAUGGAACCGAAGGAAUUGUUGACACGAUAAGUAUUCUUACUUGUACCAAUGUUACUGCAGUGCCCACUUGCCAUUGGAGCAGGGUGGUUUCUGUUUUUUUUUUUUGUUCUUGAGAGUGUAUAGACAAUGAGGAUAUGGUACUAAUGGUGGUUUUUCAUUACACGUAUAAUUGUUGGUUUGGUUACUUUCCCUAUGCAUAUUGACUCUGCCGAAUCUUGUAACUAUUUUUCUCAAGUGUAGACCAUGCUGUGAUAGAUCGUUGUCCUUGUCAUUGUUGGAUGAUAAAAAAUAAAAAAAAGCUUAAUG